Heterostelium album PN500 is the source of this 1419-nucleotide messenger RNA. RefSeq lists its product as uncharacterized. The transcript is spliced from 4 exons. The record is from RefSeq and is a predicted model, not a curated record. Gene Ontology annotation, molecular function: cysteine-type peptidase activity. Bases 1 to 1419 code for a protein of 472 amino acids. Gene Ontology annotation, biological process: proteolysis. Lineage: Eukaryota; Evosea; Eumycetozoa; Acytosteliales; Acytosteliaceae.
AUGUCACAAAGAAAUAAGAAAGUAAAGGAAGAUACAGACUCAGAGAUAGAAGAAGAAGAAGAAGAGUCAGAUGUUGAUGAUUUCAGAAAUACAGAAGAGGAGGAUGAACGUAUGUCUUGUAAUAGUUUAACACUCUCGUUCGGCGAAUUCGUAGAUAUCGAUAAAUACUUACGUACACCAGUCAAAGAUCGUAAGAAAAGUAAUAGAUUGGAUAAUCUUAUUGCCGAGAAUGGUAUCGUCUUGAACGAAUGUCCACUCGAAAUUUCGCAAGUGGUGUCCGGGCAAUUUCUUGGUGGUAAUUUUAUCGUGGAUCUCAAGGCAAGAGCACAAACGGCCGCGUAUGUCAAAUUCUUGGUAUAUCGCAAAUCGGACAUCAGUAAACUACUCUGGAAUAUCCAUAUGUAUGGUUACGAGACCGAUCCACAUUGUAUUAGAAGUAAGAUAAAGAAAUUUAUGACUCAAUACAACUUCUACACAGCCGAAUAUUCGAAAUCAGUCACAAAUUUUAGUUGUGAUGAUUGUGCAAAUACUACAGUAGUUCAACAACAGAUGGAGAAGGUAAUACACACAAUAACAGAUAGACUUUUAGAGAUAGAAAAAACAAUAUCAGAAAUCAAAACACAGCAACAUCAACAACAACAACCAACAAAACAUUAUGUACAAGUUGAGAGAUUGGAUAUCACGACAGAUAUUAAUAUUAUAGACGAUGAUAUUAAAGGAAUCAGUGAUGAUCGUUGGUUAAAUGACAAUUGCAUUAAUGGGUUAAUAGUUAAAUUUAUGCAACACCGCUUUACUUCGGAGUAUGAUCAUCAUCUGAUUCGAGUGUUUGAUAGUUUAUCGUUUAGUAGACCAGUUCAACCGCUGUACGACAAUAGCACAUUGUUUUCAAUUAUUCCAUUCAACGCCAACAACAAUCACUGGGUUUUGUAUUUGGCAAAACGAACCAGAGACAAAGAGACACGAUUGGUUGGUCAUCAGAUCUUUUGUCAUGACUCACUCGGUGGUAAGAGCCCAUUGCCAGAUUCAAUCAAGUCGUUUUUCAAGACUGGUCAAGUGAAUCAUUUGUCUAUUUUCCGACAAGUAGAUACUAUCAACAGUGGUGUAUAUGUUCUCAUGUUAGUUGAAUAUUUAAUAAAUAACUACAGUCAACUGGGAGAACAUACAGACAUCGAACAUUUUUUCUAUGAUAUAGAUGCAUCAGCAUAUGACACCAAGCAGUACAGAGAAAGACUUGUUGAUAUCAUUAGAAAUGGUGCAGUGACAUCCGAGUAUCCUUGUUUAUCUGUAGCUAUGGAGAAUGAUGGUUAUUCGUUUGACUGUGGUUCAUCUGACCAUGAGACAACAACCACCACCACCACACCAAAAGGUAAAAAACAAGUCUCCAAUUUAUCUCCACUCCUCAUACCAGCACAGCUGUAA